GCACAAAUAAUUCACCACUUAACGGAUUUUGCGCAUACACAUAGAAUUAUUACUGCAUAACACGAAAACAUGACCUCGUACAGUGUGACGGAUAGUCCGGACACCGUGGACUACAAGACCAAGUGCUGCUGCCAGACGACCGACAAUGUCUUCUAUGCUGUUCCGAAGGAGUACUUUCGCCUCAACCAAAACUUGGCUCGGCGCAAACUCCUUGUAGCGGAGCCCUUCACCGUACCCAUCGACAGCAAGGUCAUGGAUCACCUUCUGGUGCUUCUCGAGAAGGCGACAAUUCUUUCUGCUCAGGCUGUGGGUGAUGAGACGAAGGGUAACAUCAACGACCGCCCGGAAUGGAUGCGCGACCUCAACAAGCGUCAGCAGAAGUUUGUUGGUGCGUGCCUCGGAAUCACAUCUUGGGACGGCAAGGAUAUCCCUUUCUACGUGGAGACGAUGCCGAAGAUCGGCGAUGUCGUCUGGGUUAAGAUCACGCAGGUGAACGAUACAUCUGCUGUGGUGCAGCUGCUGGAGUACGGUAAGCGCGAAGGUGUCAUUCCGUAUACGGAGGUGACUAGGCGCCGUGUGCGUUCCAUGGGUAAGCUGAUUAAGGUGGGUCGCACGGAAGCCGCUCAAGUUAUUCGUAUCGACAAGGACAAGGGCUACAUCGAUCUUUCCAAGAAGCUCGUGACGCCGAACGAGGCGAAAGCUUGCGAAGCGCAUUUCCGUCAGGGCAGCGAGGUCCGCUCCAUCAUCUGUCACGUGGCAGACGAGUGCGACAUCAACGGCAUGACGGCCAUGGAGACGAUCGCGUAUCCGCUCUACCAGCGUGAACAGGGCAAACACGCCUGGUCGUGGCUGUCUGAGCUGAACCAGACCCAGGAUGUUGACCGCAUUCUUGGCCCUCUCAACAUUGAGAAGCGCGUCGUUGAUACUCUUAUGUUGGCACUUAAAAACGCGAUGCGCAUGAAGGUUCUCACUCUGUUCUCUGAAAUUGAAAUUACGUGCUUUGCGUGCGACGGCGUCGAGGCAAUCCGUGACACCCUCAUUCUCGGUCGCGAAUUCGGCGAAGGAAAAGAGCCGCAGAUCAGUCUAACUGUCAACAUUAUUGGCGCUCCAAAGUAUGGCAUUCGCGCGCGUACCGACAUGAAGGAGGAAGGAAUUCAACGCAUGAAAGAGGCAAUCGAAGCUAUGAAGGCGGAGAUCACGAAACGUGGAGGUCAGCUGAAGGUAGUGAUACCUCCCCAACCGCACGGGGACACCGAUAAGAAUGACAAAGGCUCCGACGGUGACGAUGAUGAUGAUGAGGACGCUGAUUAA
Messenger RNA from Leptomonas pyrrhocoris, 1311 nucleotides. Its product is annotated as putative elongation initiation factor 2 alpha subunit. Gene Ontology annotation, molecular function: ribosome binding; RNA binding; translation initiation factor activity. The coding region runs from base 70 to 1311 and encodes 413 amino acids. NCBI's taxonomy places the organism in Eukaryota, Euglenozoa, Kinetoplastea, Trypanosomatida, Trypanosomatidae. The transcript has a single exon. Gene Ontology annotation, cellular component: eukaryotic translation initiation factor 2 complex; eukaryotic translation initiation factor 2B complex; multi-eIF complex. The record is from RefSeq and is a predicted model, not a curated record.